Lytechinus pictus (painted urchin) is the source of this 5582-nucleotide messenger RNA. RefSeq names its product R3H domain-containing protein 4-like. The transcript has 8 exons. The record is from RefSeq and is a predicted model, not a curated record. Lineage: Eukaryota; Metazoa; Echinodermata; Echinoidea; Temnopleuroida; Toxopneustidae. The coding region runs from base 316 to 1140 and encodes 274 amino acids. Gene Ontology annotation, molecular function: nucleic acid binding.
GUAGAUAAUAUGUAAACAAUACAACCGGCAUUUUGCGCUAACGAGUUACCGCAAUAUUUUACAGACAGAAAUCACAGAACGUCAACCGCAACGAGAAUAUGGGUCUACGCAAGGAUGAAGAACAAAUUAAAGAUAACAGGAACGCUUUGGGAACCAUUUCCAGUAUGCUCCAAACCAUAAGAGAAUGAGGAAGAAAGAAAUAGCAGAACACGGUAUAUGCAAGAUAAUGAUGUGCUUAAAGCAAAAAAUAUAUAGAAGCAAAAUCAAGCAAUUAUGAAAAUAAAAGUGGAGAGUAAAGAAAAAUAGAAGAAAGCGAUGUGCAUUAUGAAAGGAAACACAAGGUUGAUUGAGACACCGGUUAGCUUACAGCCUUCAGUUAUGAAGACCGAGCCAAAGGGACUUUCCCCAAAGAAGAAUCUUCCCUCCAGCUCGUUCUCUAAUUCUCCUCGGCGUAAGAAGAAGACGGGAGUCAGGCAAGCAAGGAGGAUUGAUAACAACAAUUUUUUGAAGACAUUGCUUGAUGAAGACUACCAAGUUGGAGAGCCAGAUAUCAGUGACUUUAUCUCCUCGCAUUCCAGUGCAUUUGAACAACUCUUCUUGCAGGAGAAAAAUAUGGAGAUCUGGAGUGAGUUCAUGAACCGAUCAGGAGAGGAACAGGAUCGUUUCCUACAGGAAGUAGAAGAAGGGAUGAUCCGGGUUGCCAAGAAAGCAUCCCUUGAUCAGGACAAGAAUGUUAACAGUUUUACCAAGCCAGAGGUCCCAGCUAAAGUAGAGGAGGCUCCAGUGGAGGUCCAGGACAAGAGAAGUGAGCAUCCAGCUCACUCACCCAAGGACUGCUUCAGUAGGAUCAGUACUCGUCUUCAAACCAUGCUCCGAAGAAGGCACCUCCCAAAGGGAGCCAUUGAGCUCCAUGAAGAAGAGCUCCUGAUGUGGUUUACGGAGGAUCCUGGAUCAGUGUUCAUCUCCAGUUUACAUAGUAGCUUUGAUCGGCUCCUUCUCCAUGCUGUUUGCCAGUACCUAGGCCUCAGCUCAGAAAGUUUUGACUGUGACGGACAACGGCAAACCCGUGUGGAGAACAACAACGAAUCGUUCCAUCCUCCGGCUGUUCUCCUCUCAAGCUACCUGGAUUCAUUGAGAUAAUGAAAAGCUUCUGAGGAAAAUCUACCACAGGGAUAGUCCUGGGGGCCGUUUCAUAAAGCUGUUCGUAAGUUAAGUGCGACUUUAAGAACGACUGGUGAACCUUUCUUACGCGCUAACCCAUCGCCAAUGAAUAUACCAUUUACCACAAGAAAGGAUCACCAGUCGUUCUUAAAGUCGCUCUUAACUUACGAACAGCUUUAUGAAACACCCACCAGGUUAUAACCACUUCCCACAUUAUUCUUCUAGUCGGCAAGCACACACACACAUACACACAUAUGAAUUGGAUAAAUGUUAUGAUGAUACAAUCUUUGGAGGUGCUUCAUUACAUGUAUAAUCAUGAUACAAAAUUAUAUCAGUUCACAAAAUCAAAUGUUUGGUGAUAUAAAUUCAUCUUGAAAUUUCACAAUGUGAUUUUGAUAUUAUAAUAGUAAUGAUAAUUACAAUUUAAGGGUCUCUAUGUAGCCUUAACAAUCAGAAUACAUACGAUCAUGAAAGUUCAUCUGUGUUGGUGAACCAAAGUUCAACAAAAUCGUAAUCAGAAUACAUGAGUAAAAUGGUGCAUUCUGGGAAUGGGACCAGGAACCAAUUGGGUACAGUUUGGACUUGAGUUGAUGCUAUUCAAAGUAGCUUUGUCACUUUGCAUUUAAAUUUGAAAUGCAUACAUGUAUUGUAAAACAGGACAGGUUAUGAUAGGAGAGUUUUUUUUUUUUUUUUUUGGGGGGGGGGGAUGCCAAAAGUCACAUCAGUUGAUCUAACUCCAAAUGGAUGGAUGGCAUGUCAUUGGAAAUAACAUAAUAGAUCUGUAGCCCGUAACACUAAACUUAGCAAUGAUCAUAGAACAUUUUUCUACGAUCGAUUCCAUUGACUGCAAUGUACAAUCAAUCGUGAAAAUCAAGUGUACGAUUGAUUGCUAACGUUUGUGUUUUAGACCCUGGUCAGUCUGGGGUUGGUUUCACAGGUGUAAGUGGAGCAAUAUUUGGUCCAUUGGAAGACUGUUGAUAUUACAUACAUGUACAUGUAGUCAUAAUCAUUGAAUUCUGUCUUCAUAAUGGCAUACAGAUAUAUAUAUAUUUGCAUAGUGAGAUAGAUCUCUUCAAUCAUGUUAGCAUACAGUGGCGGAUCCAGGAUUUCAAAAUAGAGGGGGAGCAAAGAGCAACUUGAAUAAUAGAGGUAGCGGCAGAGACUAUUUGAUUAGAGCUACAGAUAAAGGUUUAUUCAAUGAGUGAUUAACAAAAACAUAAAGGGGGUGCACACCCCUUCCUCCCCUGGCCUGGAUCCGCUACUGUCUUAUAGGCAAAUAUUCUUUGUAAAAAUCACUGUCAAAUAUGUCAUUUCUCUUGAAAAAGAAAUAGGGAUAAUGACUGCGCAUGACAUCGCUGUAUCGUAAACGACUACCUUGCAAAUUGUUACUCUUUCUAAGUGAAUAGCUUUAUGUGUAUAUGUAUUAUGUACCAUGUACAAGUUUGAAGGUAUAUUCAACUAUUAGCUGUGUGCUCUAAAAGUUUGCUACAUGUAGAUCGUUGGUUGUGCUUAAGACAAUUUUUGAAUUAUGACAGGAUAGAGGUUUGUGGCAUUGUCUAGUACUGUGUACUAUUUAUAGGUUCAUAACUUGAAGUGUAUAUGUAAUCUAAAGUAAGUUUCCUAGAAGAGAGAGAUUGUGGAAUAAUGUCAAGUAAUUGGAUGUGAGUUAUUAAUAUCUUGUAUCGGUGGAUGUGAAAUGCUAUAAAAAGUUUGUAUCAGUCAUUAUGUACAUGUCACCUCAGAAUCUGGGAAUUUUUCCAGAACUAGUUGCAAGUUUUCAUUUUUAUUGAUGCAUAAAUUCCUAGUUCCAUGCAAUAUAGAUCAUCACGACAUUAUCCAUACAAUGUACAGGGGACACACUUACGAUAAAGUCAUUGAAUUAUGACUUAAUGUUAACAACUUUUUUCAAUAUUGGUCCUUCUUACAUUUAUCCCUCAAAUUUAGUCAUUUUUUAUUGGAAAGACAUUCAUUUUUUUUUCAAUUCAAAUUUCUAUUAAUUCACACAAAAAAACUAGAAAGUAUUUACAUAUAUUUAGCUUAUGUUCAAUUUUGAUGAUCAUAUUUCUGUAUUCUCAGCAAUUACACAAUUUCUACUAGAAUCGUUUGUCUCAUAUUUUUUAAUUUUUACUUUUUUUUGUUGGUCAUUUUAUUAGAUUCCGUUCAAUUUUUUUUUGAGAUUGUUACCAUAACUGGCAUUCAUGUUCUAGCAUGUUAACAGGACUGAGGCUUGUUUUAGCAUGUUAACAGGAUUGAGGCUUGUUUUAGCAUGUUAACAGGACUAAAGCUUGAUUUUUACCUACUGGUAGCACGGAAUGAGUCUGUAGGCCCUACUGAUUUGCUGUGAAUUUUAAUAGUUUAACUAUUUGAUACAAAUUAUAUUGUUUUAUCCUAUUUAUUAUAUGACAUUGGGAGAUCUUAUAUUUCAAUCAGGAUUGUAUGCAAAUAAUGGAUAGAUAUUUCAGAAGGUCAUUUUAGAAUUUUUAAUUGAAGAUAAUGAAUGCACAUUUAUACGUGUUAUUAAAACAUCAUACUUGAAUUUACAUGUAGUUUCAUGUAGCCAUACAGUAACUGAAGAAAGCAACGAAAUCUGAAUAUAAGCCAUUAUAUCAAGUUAUUUAGUGACUUUAUACAAAUGAAGCUAUUUCAUUGAGACUAGAUUAAUGGCCCUUUCUUGUUCAAUAAUUGUAAUUUAUCAUUUGUGUGUAUAUGAUAUUGUCAAAGUAAUAGACCCUUCCCUAUUUUGCUGAAUUUGGUGACAUAUAUAAAAGAUUUCAACACUCAGAGAGAAAGGCGUCAUGGUAUUGUACAUUGUAGGAUCACUGUGUAAAAAAGUGCUAUCCAUUUUUAUCAUGAAUUGUGGAUUAUCUGUCAAUAUCUUGUUCCUCUUUCUCAUUUGAAUUAGAUGUAAUCUGUCCCAUUUUGGAGACCUGUGCAUCUGUUUUCCACACAUGUAUGUUCUAGGCUGCUAAUCAAAAAUUAUGGAGCAGAAAUGGGAAUCAAUAUGGUGGAACUUUAAUCACAAUGGACCAUCACAGUUGUCUUUUGUUCUAGAAUGUGAUUGAUGUUUGAAAAAAAAAAUCAAUUUUAACUAUGGAAAGCCUACUAGCUCUUUCAUUUGUCAUCUAAAGUGCCCCCUUGUGAGUAUUAGGAGUAGAGUGACAAGUCAAAGCCAUGGCACAUGCACAGGAGGAGGGAUAUUAUCUCUCGGAAGCAUGGUGUUUUAACCAUAGGCCUGAAUUUCAUACAGGGGUGAUUUUAAAUAUGUGGUCUGAAACCGAUUUAUACAGAUUCAAUGCAUCAGCCAUGCUUAAUCAAUGGUAUAAUGAGACACUAAUCCAACAAUGAAAAUGUGCAUACACUAUGGUUGCAUACCAAGGACUCAAAAUCCCCUUUGUGAAUUCUGGCCAUAGGUUUCAGGUAACAAAAAUAUUACACAGCUGGCUUUCCAUAGUUGAAAUCAAUUUGAACCAAUCACGCGAUGGGAACUUGCACUGGAUGGCUCUUUCAUUUUCAUGUUUAUACUACAAUCAACAACCAAUGAUCUGUUUCGUAUGGAAAUUAUUCACUACACACUCACUAGAAAUAUUUUAGUUUUUAUUUUGAAGUGUUCAUAUUUACUUGAACAAAAUUAUUAACAAAACUUUUAAUCUACCUCCGGAUUUUUCGAAGUUCUGUCUUUUAAACUUGAGAGAGAUUUUUAUUCAGCUCAAUCAGGAUAUUUUUGAAUGAUUUUAAUUUGCCUUUCUUUGAUAUACUAGUAUUUGCAUAAACAUGAUGAACAUAUUUUAUUAUUUUUAGUAAUGAUAUAUUAUUUACAUGUCUUUACAUGAUACAUUUUGAAUAUAUUUUAUUAAUUACCUUUUAAAGGAGCAUAUUAAUCAUUCUGUACUCUAUUACUAGUAUUUUUCUUAUACUAGAUUUAGCAUUUUCCUGUAGUGCAGGAGGCUGGUGAAUUGAUAAGAUUCUUUUAUCACCGAAUUCUUCAUGAUGGUCUUAUUUUGUUAACCAACAAAGUACCUAUGAAACAACAUAAUUUUAGUAAUCUGUGAUUUGCUGAAUGAAUCAUUCAUUCAUUGGGUCUUAUAUUCAUAAAGGCUUUUAAAAUAAAAUGUAUGAUUUGUCAUUAUUAUUAUUACUACCAACAAAUGAAUCAAAUACAAAUUCUGUGUACGGCAAAAGUUUUAAAGCUAUCUAAAUUUUAGGAAAACAUUUUAACAGAAACAUAUAUUGAUAGUUGAAAAUGCAUUUUGAAAUUAUUGGCUGUGUAAUAAUCAAUCGAAAAUUAUAUCAUGGUGUAUGUGUAAUUUGAUUUGGAUUCUAAUGUGGAGUAUUAAGAUUUUGAUUAACAACACCUAGAUUUCUCCUGUGUGGAAGCUCAUUUUGAGGAUUAUGUACCUUAAAUAUAUUAUAGAUCAAUGUGA